Messenger RNA from Quercus lobata, 1140 nucleotides. RefSeq lists its product as uncharacterized. Lineage: Eukaryota; Viridiplantae; Streptophyta; Magnoliopsida; Fagales; Fagaceae. Bases 1 to 1140 code for a protein of 379 amino acids. The record is from RefSeq and is a predicted model, not a curated record. The transcript has 4 exons.
AUGGCAACAAGGUGGAGAAGCUUGGAGUGGAGAAGCAAAUUGGAAGGAAUUGUCAAUUUUGUCUCACUCUGGAUGUUAUGGGAGGAUUCAGGUGCGUUUCUAAAUCUUGUUACUCUGUCAUCACAGACCCCUUUUUUUAUUAACAAACACUUCAACCUCAACCUCAACCUCAACAAAGCCAAAUCAUUAUCCUAUAACAAUGGUUAUGUGCAAUAUACGGAUUACGACGAUGAUACUGGUUCAUGUUGGAAAGAACUGCGUACGGUUGUUUGCAAUAGCGACCACACAGCGACCGAGAUUUCUAGGUUGAAAAUCCCCUUUUAUCGUGUCAACGUGAUUAGCUUAUGCAAUGGCAUUUUCUGCCUUGAAUGUUAUGACAACCGCCAUGUUAACACAAUAUUACAUUUGUGGAACCCGAGCAUCAGAAAGUUUAAGAUGCUCUCUGUUCCCUACAAUAAUUACCACUAUGCUUAUAGUUUCACUCUUGGACUUGCUUAUCAUUCCCAAAACAAUGACUACAAGAUUCUCAGAAUUGUGUCUUAUGUAGAGGUUUUUGGAGUAAAACUGCCGCCGGCUGAGGCCGAGGUUUACACAUUGAGUACGGAUUCUUGGAGAAGGUCUGUAAUAUCGUUCGAGUCUGACUCUGAACCCAAUGUUGGAUCUAUUUUUCAGACACAUGCAGAACUUGUAGUGUUCAAGGGAUCAUUGGCUAUGAUUGUUUUUGUUGAAAGUGAAUUUGGACUUAUUGAUAGAUACCACUUGUGGGUGAUGAGUGAGUAUGGUGUGGUUGAGUCUUGGACAAAAAUAAUUGUACAAGUGGCUGGGGUUGAUAACUUCUUUGGCUGCACUGAUUGUGGCGAACUUCUAUUUAACAUUGGCGCAGAGGUCAUUUCAUAUGACCCUGAAAGUCUGAACAAGAACAAACUUGGAAUUUUUAUUGGACUUGACACUUGGUUGGGUUGCACAACUGAUCUUUUGGAGAGCUUGGUUUUACUUGAUCAGAAUGAUGAAGCUGAGAUUGAAGUCAUUGAACCUGAUAGUCCUUUGAGUCUCAAGGAAAAUCCUAGAGAAGCAAACCCCUCACUGGAUGCUUGCCCCUUUCGUUUGAAAUACCCAUCUUUACCUUCAUGGGAAGUGUAA